AUGUCUCGGGAUUCCUCAUCACAUGCACUCUCUUACAUGUCUGGCAAUAAUAAUGCCUGGCUAACAAAUAAUUAUCCAACACCUGACAACGCUCAAUCUCCGCCAACAAAUAAUUCCGUCUCUACCUCUCAACCAACAAACUCCCCAAAAAAUGUAUCUAAUUCUCAACAAAGUCAACCUCGAAAUAUAACUAGAGAUUCUAGUUUUUUAUCUGACCUUCCUUCAGGUACAUUUUUCUCUGAAGAACCUUUACUCGGGAGUGCUACUUCAGUUCCUCCCUUUUCUCACGAUUUAAAUGAUACGUUUCCAAAUACUCCUCCAGAGGGCACUCACGAUCAUUCCGUCCAAAAAGAACGGGUAAACCCAUAUAUUUGUAGUUUUCAAGGAGAGGAUGAGACAAAUUUAUCACAUUCACAACAAAGUCCUAGGGGAAAUCAAAUUACCUCUACACUUGGUGCUGGACUUUUAAAUGCUAAUGAUAGGUUGAUCAUGAAUACUACUUCACAUGUCGAUCAAUUAGGUUUGCCAACUAAUGAUCUUGAAAAUGAUUGGAAUUUAUUAACUCAAUAUCAAGGGGAUUAUUUCCUGCCGAUGCCGAGUCAUGUGGGAUAUGAUAGUGUUUUAUAUGAUGAACAGAAUGUGAGUGUCCCAUUUAUUUCGGACAAUUUGAACCCUGAAUCUCAAAAAGACGUUAUAAAGUUAGAUAUAUCAAAGGAUGAUAUUAUUAACAUUGAAGAUACUGGAUUUUCGAGGGAACAUGAUACUAUACCGGUUUCUCAGUCACAAGCAAAUUCAGAAAAUAUCACUAUAGAUACUAGAUCACAAUUAUCUGAAAAUGCUAUUGUAAAUUCAGAAUGUGAUGAUGCUGAAUUUUCAGACCUUUGGAUUUCUAUGAAUCAGGUUAGCGAUGCAUUACGUAGGCAAAGUGAUUAUUUUGAAAAUAUGUCUAGUAUGUUUUCAACGAUGGAAUUUGCAAAAGUGGAGCCACAAAGUGAUGAUGAUAUCACAACUCCUACUACCACUGUUUCUGAAACGAGACGUAGCAUGCGCCCAAGAAAUAAGACUAGUUAUAAUUACCCACGGUACUCUUAUUCGAGUGGAAGACGAUCAAAGAAAAGGCGACGUAAAUAUCCCCAUCGUUCAAGGUCACAUUCAGCAACAGAGAACGAAGCUGAUGUCGACGAUAUUUCCAAUUCUGGUCAUGGCCAUCAGGUCGAAUCAGAUGAACAUACUCAUGAAUUAUCUCCGGUACAAAGUGAUAGAGAAGAAAUCCCUGAAGAUGUUUCUAGUAUCACUGAAAGUGUAAAUAAUUCCAGUAAUUUUUCACGAGAACAUGAUCUCCGUUCAAGAAAGGUCACCCCAAAUUAUAAAGGCGCUGGUACUACACCUAUUGCAACCAGACGUGCUAAAAGAAUUAAAACUUCUCCAAAGAUACCUAUUCAAAAAACUUCAAAUAAUGUGAAAACUACUCCAAAGCGCAAAAAUAUUCGACGCAAAUCAGCCAAACCAAUUAAGGUAGAAAAACCUGUGAAACCUACUAAAACUACAAAACUUACAAAAAACACAAGGCCCACAUAUAGUCGUAAAAGAAAAGAUGAUAGUGAAUGGGUUAUGGAUGAUGAUGAUAAUGACAAUGAUUCUGAUUCUGAAACACAGGAUAGUCCCAUCGUGAGUGCACCCGCUAAGCGUCAACGUCCUCCUCCAAAAUCGCGUAUUCCUUCAAUUAUAAUACCAAGAACGAGUAAAAUAUCUGCAGCUGCUAAACGUAAAACACGGUCUCCUAAACAAAUUACUCCUAAACAAAUUCCUAAACAAAUUCCUAAACCAGUUGUGCUUUAUGAAGAAGAUGCUGAAAUUGAAAUUGAUCCUGUACAACGUGAUCCAACACGGCCAAAAAGAACACCAAAAAAUGUUACAAGUUUAGUUGAUACACCAAGAAAAAAAGUUACUCCAAAGAAAAAUGUUACAAGUUUGGUUGAUACACCAAGAAAAAAAGUCACUCCAAAAAAGAAAAAUGUUACAAGUUUGGUUGAUACACCAACAAAAAAAGUUACUCCAAAGAAAAAUGUUGCAAGUUUGGUUGACACACCAACAAAAAAAGUUACUCCAAAGAGAGGUAGAAAACCAAAAACUACUAGAGUUAGUAAUCAAAAACGAGGCAAAAAACGAAGUCGAGCUAGUAGUACAGUUAGUGGACAUGCUAUAUUUGAUGAACCACCAAUUCUCGACCCUGAUUUGGUUGCUGUUUCUGAUGAUCCAAAUGUCCUUGCGAAUGCUGAUCGUAGUAGUACAGCUAGUGGACAUGCUAUAUUUGAUAAACCACCAAUUCUCGACCCUGAUUUGGUUGCUGUUUCUGCUGAUGAUCCAAAUGUCCUUGCAAAUGCUGUUCGUGUUCUAACUGCUGGUCAAACCUAUGAUAUAGUAGACACACCUGCUAGUACUCCUGUUUCUCUGACUGAUAAUUCACGCCUUAGUACUCCUUCACCGGUGUUUAUAAAACCGGGUAAACCCAAAUCUCGUUCCGCUUCAUUUACAAAUGUGGACAGGCCAGUAUUAUUAGAAAGCGGUUCAUCAUCAACUCAAACUUCUGCUGUUUGGACGAGGGACCACUGGAUUCAAUUGAAAGGUCUUUAUGAAGAUACUAAAAAUGAAUAUAUUCAAAAUGGUAAAGCUGGAAGAGGAAGCGAAGAUGUAUACAGAGAUGUUGUUGCGAAAUUUAUUAUGAUAAAUACGGAUAACAAGUCUUUUGGAGAAGAUAAUAUUCGCAAACGAAUAAUAGCUUUGGAAGCUGCAGAAUUUGAAAGGCAUUCAAAUAUAUUAAGUCGACGGAGUAGCGUUGAUAGUACGAGUUCAAUUGGCAGUCGGCCGAGUGUUUCACAUUAUAACUCGGCAUAUGCAAAUAUGCGCGAUACACCUGUUACAAAACGUAAACGUAGUGGUUCAACUUUAACCAACCUUGAGACCGAAGACGAAAUUGAGCAAUCUCCUUCAGUUCGGCGUCGACGCGUUAGUUCUAGUUCGCUAUCUGAAGAGAAACCUCAAGUAUCACCUGCUACAUCCAACAGCAAUGGCAUUUAA
Dentiscutata erythropus is the source of this 3078-nucleotide messenger RNA. The record is from the annotation of a GenBank genome assembly. Lineage: Eukaryota; Fungi; Glomeromycota; Glomeromycetes; Diversisporales; Gigasporaceae.